AUGAGGACACAUACAGGAGAAAAACCGUACAAGUGUGAGGUGUGUGGUCAUGACUUCAACCAGAGAAGUGCCUUGAAGGUUCACAUGAGGAUACAUUCAGGAGAAAAACGGUUCCAGUGUGAGGUGUGUGAUUAUAAAUGUAACCGGAGUAGCAACUUGAACAUACAUAUGAAGAAACAUACAGGGGAAAGACCAUACAAGUGUGAGGUGUGUGGUUAUGAAGUUGACUGGUACCUUGACGGUACACAUGACGAUACAUACAGGAGAAAAACGUACAAGUGUGAUGUGUUUGGUAAUUACUUUAACCAGAGUGGUACCUUGAAGGUAGACAUGAUGAUACAUACAGGAGAAAAACUGUACAAAUGUGAGGUGUUUGGUAAUGACUUCAACCAGAGUGGUACCUUGAAGAAAGCCUACGCUAUCGGGUCCUUUUCCUGGCAAGAACCAGUUUUUUUGAAUAUUGGGUUGAGAUCUAAAGAAUCCUCCCAAACGUCCCCGUAUCCGUGGCGCGGCAAGUUCAAAACAACACCGGAGAAGAGAGGCGAGGAGGAGUGGGAUGGUUACGGUGCGAAGAGACACCAGCACAAAAAAAGAUAG
Messenger RNA from Dreissena polymorpha, 597 nucleotides. RefSeq names its product zinc finger protein 723-like. Gene Ontology annotation, molecular function: RNA polymerase II cis-regulatory region sequence-specific DNA binding; DNA-binding transcription factor activity, RNA polymerase II-specific. Gene Ontology annotation, biological process: regulation of DNA-templated transcription. The record is from RefSeq and is a predicted model, not a curated record. Bases 1 to 597 code for a protein of 198 amino acids. NCBI's taxonomy places the organism in Eukaryota, Metazoa, Mollusca, Bivalvia, Myida, Dreissenidae. The transcript is spliced from 4 exons.